UCCCGAGGAGGUGACCCGGCCAUGCUGAUCAGCCGCCGGCUGCGGCGCCUGCUGCGGUUGGUGCCCGGCCGGGAGCGGUUCGGCGCGUACCGCCUGCUGCCCUUCUUCUUCGUCCUCGGCGGGGCCAUGGAAUGGUUCAUGAUCAACGUCCGCAUCGGCAAGGAGACGUUCUAUGACGUUUACCGAAGGAAGCGAUCUGAAAGACAGUACAAGGCGAGGAUGGAAAAGAGCGAAUCUUAGCUGAAGGCUCCAAGGGACGCAUCUCAGUGUCUGCACUUUGUGCGAUAGAAGCACUGCUGCGAUGUGCUGGGCGGGAGGGGUCUGUGCGCGAGGAGCUGCCGGCUGGCACUCGGUGGUGUUUGUUAGCAGGUUGUGCUGCACUCUUUUGUAUUUAACCGAAUUCAUCGGGUUUCAGCCUUUGCCAUCUAUUGAAUGUUGGUUGGUACUUCUAAAUAAACUGCAAUGAGUGCACA
Molecule: messenger RNA, 473 nt
Organism: Centrocercus urophasianus (Greater sage-grouse)
Lineage: Eukaryota; Metazoa; Chordata; Aves; Galliformes; Phasianidae
Gene: SMIM4
Product: small integral membrane protein 4
Exons: 3
Coding region: 22-240 (72 amino acids)
Source: RefSeq, a predicted model, not a curated record